Mastomys coucha (southern multimammate mouse) is the source of this 2097-nucleotide messenger RNA. RefSeq names its product zinc finger protein 431-like. The record is from RefSeq and is a predicted model, not a curated record. The transcript is spliced from 4 exons. Gene Ontology annotation, biological process: regulation of transcription by RNA polymerase II. NCBI's taxonomy places the organism in Eukaryota, Metazoa, Chordata, Mammalia, Rodentia, Muridae. Bases 100 to 1728 code for a protein of 542 amino acids. Gene Ontology annotation, molecular function: DNA-binding transcription factor activity, RNA polymerase II-specific; RNA polymerase II cis-regulatory region sequence-specific DNA binding.
CGAUCUUGCAGUUCCUCUUUUAAGCUGAAAGUGGUGCGUGUUUCUGCUUAAUACGUCCUGUGAGCUGUGGGGAGUUCAGGCAAGGUCAGAAGUCCCGACAUGGGUAUAGUGACCUGUGAUGAUGUGCAUGUGAACUUCACUCAGGAAGAGUGGGCUUUGCUGGAUCCUUCUCAGAAGAGUCUCUACAAAGAUGUGAUGCGGGAGACAUAUAAGAAUCUUACUGCAAUAGGCUAUAUUUGGGAAGAUGAUAAUAUUGAAAAACAUCUUCAAAGUUCUAGAAGAUAUGAAAGUCAUCUUCAAGUACAUAGAAGAACAUAUACUGGAGAGAAACCUUUCCAAUGUAACCAGUGUGGUAAAAGCUUUGCAAGAAAUAGUGGCCUUCGAGUACAUAGAAGAACACAUACUGGAGAGAAACCUUUUGAAUGUAACCAAUGUGGUAAAGCCUUUACAAUAAAUCGUUAUCUUCAACUACAUAGAAGAACACAUACCGGAGAGAAACGUUUCCAAUGUAACCAGUGCCAUAAAAGGUUUACAACAAAUAGUGGCCUUCAACUACAUAGAAGAAUACAUACUGGAGAGAAACCUUUUGAAUGUAACCAAUGUGGCAAAGCCUUUGCCAGAAACAGUUAUCUUCAAAUACAUAGAAGAACACAUACUGGAGAGAAACCUUUCGAAUGCAACCAAUGUGGUAAAGCCUUUACUACAAAUCGUUAUCUUCAAAUACAUAGAAGAACACAUACUGGAGAGCACCCUUUUGAAUGUAACCAAUGUGGUAAAACCUUUGCAGUAAAGUGUAGUCUCGUAAGACAUAAAGGAAUACAUACUGGAGAGAAACCCUUUGAAUGUAACCAGUGUGGUAAAGCCUUUGCACAAAACAGUUAUCUUCAAAUACAUAGAAGAACACAUACAGGAGAGAAACCUUUCGAAUGUAAGCAAUGUGGCAAAGCCUAUGCAAGCAAAGGUCACCUUCAACUACAUAGAAGAACACAUACUGGAGAGAAACCUUUUGAAUGUAACCAAUGUGGUAAAGCCUUUACAACAAAUGGUAAUUUUCAAAUACAUAGAAGAACACAUACUGGAGAGAAACCUUUCCAAUGUAACCAAUGUGGUAAAGGCUUUGCAAGAAAUAGUGGACUUCAGUUACAUAGAACAAAACAUACUGGAGAGAAACCUUUUGAAUGUAACGAAUGUGGUAAAGGCUUUGCAAGAAACAGUCAUCUUCAAAUUCAUAGAAGAGCACAUACUGGAGAGAAACCUUUCGUAUGUAACCAAUGUGGUAAAGGCUUUGCAAGAAGAGAUUAUCUUCAACUACAUAAAAGAGCACAUACUGGAGAGAAACCUUUCAAAUGUAAGCAAUGUGGUAAAGCCUUUGCAAGAAAAAGUGACCUUCAGGUACAUAGAAGAACACAUACUGGAGAGAAACCUUUUGAAUGUAGCCAAUGUGGCAAAGCCUUUGCAAGGAACAGUUAUCUUCAAAUGCAUAGAAGAACACAUACUGGAGAGAAACCUUUCGAAUGCAACCAAUGUGGUAAAGCCUUUACUACAAAUCGUUAUCUUCAAAUACAUAGAAGAACACAUAGUAGAGACCAUCCUUUUGAAUGUAACCAAUGUGGCAAAACCUUUGCAGUAAACUGUAGUCUCGUAAGGCAUAAAGGAAUACAUACUGGAGAGAAACCCUUUGAAUGUAAACAGUGUGAUAAAACUUUUGCAACAAACAGUUAUCUUUAAAUAUAUAGAAGAACACGUAGAGGAGAGAAACUUUUUGAAUGUAACCAGUAUGAUAAAGCCUUUGCACAAAACAGUCAUCUUAAACAACAUAGAAGAACACAUAUUGGACAGAAACCCUAUGAGUGUCAUCAAUGUGGCAAAGCAUUUUAAGGUCAAUCUGGUCUCAUAUAUCAUAACAGAACACAUAACACACCCAGGAGAGAAACCCCAUGAAUGCAAUCAAUGGUGUUAAGAAUUUUUUGUCCUUGUAUAAUAACUGCAUAGUAUUCCAUUGUAUAAAUGAAAAUUUUUCUUUACAAAUUAAUCUGUUGAGGGACAUCUGGAUGGUUUCCAGUUUCUAGUCUUAUAAAUAAAGCUCUUUAACCCAGU